AUGACCAUAGAGAGAUCAGUGACAAUAGGUGUUUUGGCUUUACAAGGUGCAUUCCGCGAACAUAUUGCAUAUUUUAAUCAUGUCAUCGAAUCAAACCCAGAUCAAUACUCGGAGUAUGACAUCAGGUUAAAGGAAGUGAAGACAAAACAAGAUCUUGAGCAGUGUGACUCAUUGGUUAUUCCUGGGGGAGAAAGUAGUUCCAUUUCUUACAUUGCCGAGAGAACCGAAUUAUUACCACAUCUAUACGAAUUUGUUUCCGACAAAUCCAAAUCAAUUUGGGGGACUUGUGCUGGAUUGAUUUUUUUGUCAAAACAGUUAGUCAAUGGUAUCGAGAAUCAACAAAUUUUGGGUGCAUUAGAUAUAGAAGUCAGUAGAAAUGCAUUUGGUAGACAGAUUGAUUCAUUUGAACAGUCGCUCGAUUUCAGUUCAUUUAUACCUGGUUGCACAGAUUUCCCGACCGUGUUUAUUAGAGCACCGGUUGUGACCAAAAUAUUGAUUCAAAGAGAAUGUUUAAAGGAAGAGGUAAUAAGAUCUAACAAUUCAUAUCAGAACCCGGCACCCGUCAAAGUAUUGUAUUCAUUGAAAAACUAUGAUGGAAAAGAUCACGAAUUGAUUGUGGCCGUUAAACAAGGUCAUAUUUUAGGCACUUCAUUUCAUCCAGAGCUAGCUGAUGAUUACAGAUUUCACAAGUGGUUUCUUGAUGAAUUUGUAAUAAAGAAACUCAAACAAUAUACUGGUAGAGAAACAUAA
Messenger RNA from Candida dubliniensis CD36, 750 nucleotides. It is a transcript of the gene SNO1, whose product is annotated as putative pyridoxal 5'-phosphate synthase. The coding region runs from base 1 to 750 and encodes 249 amino acids. NCBI's taxonomy places the organism in Eukaryota, Fungi, Ascomycota, Pichiomycetes, Serinales, Debaryomycetaceae. Gene Ontology annotation, molecular function: glutaminase activity. The record is from RefSeq and is a predicted model, not a curated record. Gene Ontology annotation, cellular component: glutaminase complex; cytosol. Gene Ontology annotation, biological process: pyridoxal 5'-phosphate biosynthetic process; pyridoxine metabolic process. The transcript has a single exon.